AUUCCGAAAAAGUUGGUAGCCUUGGGUUCCGGAUCAAAAUAUUGUCGUGUUGGAAAAAAGUUUUUCUAAUCAAGUUUUUCUCAAUUUUAUUGUGAAAAAAUACUCUAAAAUGGUAGAUGAAAGUACUAAAAAGACUCUAGCAAGUAUUCCACUUCUGCAAACACGAGCAGGACCCCGUGACAAGGAGCUAUGGGUGAAACGACUCAAGGAAGAGUAUCAAUCCCUGAUAAAGUAUGUGUCUAACAAUAAGGAAGCUGAUCUGGAUUGGUUCCGGUUGGAAUCCAACAAGGAAGGGACCAAGUGGUUCGGAAAGUGUUGGUACAUCCACAAUCUCCUCAAAUACGAAUUCGACGUGGAAUUUGAUAUACCAGUAACGUAUCCUGCUACAGCACCAGAAAUUGCGCUUCCGGAAUUGGACGGGAAGACAGCGAAGAUGUACAGAGGUGGAAAGAUUUGCCUCACUGACCAUUUCAAGCCUCUCUGGGCAAGGAAUGUACCCAAAUUCGGGAUAGCACAUGCAAUGGCACUUGGGCUGGCUCCUUGGCUUGCAGUCGAAAUACCCGAUUUAAUCGAAAAGGGAGUGGUGAAGUACAAGGAGAAGGAUGAAAAGUAAUCAUGCUACAGUAAAUCUAUCUUUUCCAUUGUCUUUUUAUUACUAAAAAUUAUUAUUUUUGCUUAAAAAUU
Molecule: messenger RNA, 684 nt
Organism: Phlebotomus papatasi
Lineage: Eukaryota; Metazoa; Arthropoda; Insecta; Diptera; Psychodidae
Gene: Ufc1
Product: ubiquitin-fold modifier-conjugating enzyme 1
Exons: 4
Coding region: 110-613 (167 amino acids)
Biological process (GO): protein K69-linked ufmylation
Cellular component (GO): cytoplasm
Molecular function (GO): UFM1 conjugating enzyme activity
Source: RefSeq, a predicted model, not a curated record